Messenger RNA from Chelmon rostratus (copperband butterflyfish), 1602 nucleotides. RefSeq lists its product as uncharacterized. The transcript has 4 exons. The coding region runs from base 117 to 1412 and encodes 431 amino acids. The record is from RefSeq and is a predicted model, not a curated record. Gene Ontology annotation, molecular function: protein binding. Lineage: Eukaryota; Metazoa; Chordata; Actinopteri; Chaetodontiformes; Chaetodontidae.
AAGAACAGACGAGGAGAGAGUCCCACUCUGUAUGAUCCGCGAUCAGCACAACUAAUCAAUAAUCGAUACAUACAUCUGGCAUUUGUUGUUCGUGUUGCUGACGUGUUGUUGGUGUGAUGACGUCAGCACUACAGCUUCCCGCCGAGCUGUGGCUGCACGUGUUCAGCUUCCUGUCCUGGAGAGACAAACUGAGCGUGCGCGGCACCUGUUCACACUUCAAACACCUGCUGGAUAACUCCCGCCCCAUGUGGCGAGGCUUCAGCGUCGUGCUGCAACGCUUCUCUCUGUACAACCAGCCGUUCUGGCGCAGCCUGGCUCAGAGGCACGUCGGCAGUGUGUCGGUACGUUCAGGUAAGAGGAAACACCUGAGGCAACUCUUCACCUGGCUUCCUGCUCUCAACGCGCUGCGAUUGCACUGCUGGAAGGACGAGAGCGUGGAUGAGCUGAAACAGUUCAGCCGGCUGCAGCGUCUGUCCAUCACUAACUGCUGCGCUCCGCUGAAAAACAUCGACUUCCUCUUUCCUCUGAGUCAUCACCUGACGCAGCUAUGUCUCUGUAACGUGCAGCUCACCUGUCUCACCUCUCACCUCUUGGCUGGCGUCGGUCAGCUGACGCGUCUCACCUCCCUGCUGCUGCACCACGAUGGCAGUCUGCACAUCCCGACACUCAGCGGCGUCCUGACUCACCUGACCGAGCUGAAACACCUGUCCUUGACCAUGAUCACCUACAAGACGCUGUCACAUGACUUCUUCAGCCCUGCCCACCUCACAGCAGGUGGCAGCACUUUACAGCUGUCUGACCUGCAGCUGAUGGACUACGAUGCUGUGGUGACACAGGAAGUUCUGCAGCCUUUGUCGCAUCUCCACAGCCUGUCAAUCUUUCACCUGUACUCUGUACCUGGACCCACCUGUCACCUGAAAACAUGGCUGCUGUCACUGUCGCAGCUCCGCAGCCUCAGUGUGCACGGAGGCCACCCCCUGGCGGCGUACGCUGACUUCCUGCCGUCCUCCCUCCUCAGUCUGACUCUCUAUGUGGAUCUGCAGGCUGAAGAUCUGCAGGUGGUCUCACGCAGAGCUCCUCACCUGGAACACCUGCACCUGGAGCCCUGGAGCUCCUCCUCCAACCUGAUUGGACUCCUCCCACAGCUGUUCCCUCACCUGAGAACGCUCCGGAUCAGACAUCAUCACAUGUCAGACGGAGACUUCCUGCACCUGCAGCUGCUGCAGCACCUCCACACCGUGGAGGUCCUCGACUCGUACCACAGACCGGACCCGAGCGACCCGAGCCGGGUCGUCUAUGAACCGAGUCCUCUUCUGCUACGUCUGAUAUCUGACCUGCAGGAACUGACCAACCACAGAGUCCGAGUCAUCACCAGCUCACGUAGAGACCCGCUCAACUGCCACUGUGUCUGACCAAUCAGAGACGGUCUGACCGCACACGGGCACAACAGCUGCUGUGACAUCAGCAGUUUGUUGGUGUGAAAUAAUCAAAUAUUUGAAUCUUACAUUAGCAGAUGAAUGUAGUGCCACCCUGUGGCCUUUUUUGGUAUUGAUAUUUUCUGUGUUUUUCAGUCACGUCUGAUUUUUUUCUUCACGUCUGUUU